Messenger RNA from Lachancea dasiensis, 1101 nucleotides. Lineage: Eukaryota; Fungi; Ascomycota; Saccharomycetes; Saccharomycetales; Saccharomycetaceae. The record is from the annotation of a GenBank genome assembly.
AUGAGCGUUCCAAGGGUCUAUACUUUGGGUAGCGCUCCCCUGGUGUAUUUAAUGAGUCAUGAGCUGGCGUCUUUGAGCUUUCAGCCCAAAGUGCCUGAGAUUGUACUGUUGCUUCAGGAUCAGAAGAAACUGAACCGAUUUUUAGAAAACGAGUCAAAGUUAGUCAUCCGAAGUCGCGGGGGCGGAGCUGAUUACUCCUGUCAAUAUAUGGCAUCCUGCUCACCGCCUAAAUUUGCGUCUGGCGACCUCGCCAAGCUGGACAACUUGGUUGUAGGUGAAAAAAAGCCAAGAGCAUCUAUACAGGCGCUGAAGAAAUAUUCUCGAUCGCUCCAUUCUGAUACAAAUGUGCUGCUAUUGAAUCCAGCGAUGGGUCUGCUGGAUUUGUUACGGAAAAACAUUUGGAACGAACGAGGGUUCGUUCCCAAUUUGUUCAUCGGUGUGACCAAUACUAGUGGCUUCUGUAGGCCCAAAGAGUUUACUGCCGAACUACCGAACUUCCAGAAUACUCUUCAGAUUUGCUCAGUACCGAGAACGCAUGAGGGAUAUACUUAUGAGGGAGAUGUACAAGGGGCUGCAAUGGCGAUGGAAUCCAAUAAUCUGCUGAAGUUGUUUGCAGCAGUGAAUCAAGAACAGUCCGGGUCUGGGCUUGGUAUCGUAUGCCGUCCUUACGGGGAUGUUCUGCUGUAUCGGCUCGAGCAGCUCAUAGUUCAGUCAUGUGUGAAUCCCAUAAUGGCGCUUUACGGUGCUCAAGCCCACGAUCUGAUGACCAGUGAGUCCCUGGUGAAAAUGACUCGAGCUCUAAUAACAGAGUUUGUGCAUGUCCUCAAAUCAACUGAUAAGUUCAUUAACAACAUCCCAUAUUCUCAAGGUGCGCUUGAUGCAGAGCGGUUACUUGCUGCGGUAGCGAGGUACUGCAAAAGCUAUAAUAGUAAGGCAUUCAACGAGCUUAAUGUCCACGACGUAAAUCAACUGAAUGGAUUUUUCGCUCUGAAAGCCAGGAGGCGAAACAUAAGGUGCCCCUUAAACGACGCUAUCAUGGCAUGUUCCAAGGCAAAGCUCGAACUGGCCCGCAAUGCGAGGUUGGAUUUUAGAUACCUGUAA